Cercocebus atys (sooty mangabey) is the source of this 3160-nucleotide messenger RNA. RefSeq names its product epithelial mitogen (gene EPGN). Gene Ontology annotation, biological process: epidermal growth factor receptor signaling pathway; positive regulation of mitotic nuclear division; positive regulation of cell population proliferation. Lineage: Eukaryota; Metazoa; Chordata; Mammalia; Primates; Cercopithecidae. The record is from RefSeq and is a predicted model, not a curated record. The transcript is spliced from 8 exons. The coding region runs from base 1357 to 1821 and encodes 154 amino acids.
CUUUUUUUUUUUUUUUUUUUUGUCUUUGCUCAUUAUUGACAAUCUCCACUUAAUAGAUGAGAAAAUUAUUGACCCUCCUGAUUAUUAAAAAGCCUCAGCCAAGGCCAAAUAGAUAGAAAAGGUGGAAUUUGAAUUCACAACAAAAUCUGUUGGGAUGAUGUGAGUCAGAAGCCACUCCUUUUACUACUCCACUCUGCCUUCCCUCAGAUCCCACCCCCAACCACAAGUCCUUUCUCUUAUCACUGGGUGUCUAAAUCCUACUUGUUAUUUAAGAUUCACUUCAAAUGAAACUUGUCCAUGAAAAAUGUCAUCCCUUAGUUCUCAGAGCCCUUUAUGCACACAUUCAUGGCAGUUGUCACUCUCUACCCAGUACUGCAGUUAUGUAUGUACUUUCCCUAGAUCCCUUUAGUUCCUUGAAGUCAAAAUCUAUGCAUGAUUUAUCUAUUUGUCUUACAAAUAUCAUCUCACCCAGCCCAGUGCCAUGGAUAUAGUAGUCAUUCAAUAUUUUGUGAAUGAAUGCAACUGAAUCCAUGAAAGUGACAGAAUAAACCUAGAGAGAGAAUCAAUGAACUGAUCACCAUUCUCUGCCAAUGACCAGCAAUAAAUUUUGGUUGAGUUAGUGAAACAGCAAGGAAAAAAAGAUAGAAAGGGGAGGGAAAAACAAGCUUUCAGAUAUUCUCUCUUCUAAAAUAAACUUCUAGAAGAAGAAAGAUAAGUACAUUUAAAAACCCAAAAACAUGGCAUGAAGGAAAAGUAAUAGUGGAGCUCUUGGCCUCUCGUUUCCUUCUCCUUUCUCACCCUAACCUACUUUAAUGCAUAUUAAGAAUGAAUAAAGAUAUCAGAAAAACCACCUUACAGUAUCCAUCUCCCACAUUCUUUAGGAUUUGGAGGAAGGACUUUUGGGUGAGAGAUUUGAAGACCCGAAGGGAGUGGACUUUCCUGUAAAGACUAAGUGGGAGCCAUGAGUACGGACCCCAGAGGAAAGGCAACAUGUUUGAUGACUUAGAGUUACUUUCUAGUAUACACCAUAAACUAAAGCAGAAGAUGGGUUUCUAUAUUAAGUGGCCCCGUUUAUCAGAGAGGCUGCAGUUCCAUCUCUCAGCCCAGAUGUAACAGGAAACCAAUGUUUCAAAAGAAAAGUUGAUUGCAUUGCUAGAUAAUACAGGUAUCCUAAACAAGUGCGUGAGCGCCCAGAGGCUUUCUGCUGCUGCCAGAAGUACAUAUUUUUUUGAUUGGUAAGAACUGCCAGAUGACGCCUCAUGAAAUAUAAAUGCCACAAAGACUCAGAGCUCAAUAAAAACCUUCCACUCGUCAGUCUAGAAGGAUAAGAGAAGGAAAGUUAAGCAACUACAGGAAAUGGCUUUGGAAGUUCCAAUAUCAGUCUAUCUUUUAUUCAACGCAAUGACAGCACUGACUGAAGAGGCAGCCGUGACUGUAACACCUCCAAUCACAGCCCAGCAAGGUAACUGGACAGUUAACAAAACAGAAGCUGACAACGUAGAAGGACCCAUAGCCUUGAAGUUCUCACACCUUUGCCUGGAAGAUCAUAACAGUUACUGCAUCAAUGGUGCUUGUGCAUUCCACCAUGAACUAGAGAAAGCCAUCUGCAGGUGUUUUACUGGUUAUACUGGAGAAAGGUGUGAGCACUUGACUUUAACUUCAUAUGCUGUGGAUUCUUAUGAAAAAUACAUUGCAAUUGGGAUUGGUGUUGGAUUACUAUUAAGUGGUUUUCUUGUUAUUUUUUACUGCUAUAUAAGAAAAAGGUGUCUAAAAUUGAAAUCACCUUACAAUGUCUGUUGUGGAGAAAGACGACCGCUGUGAGGCCUUUGUGAAGAAUUUUCAUCAAGGCAUCUGUAGAGAUCAGUGAGCUCAAAAUUAAAGUUUUCACAUGAAACAACAAAACUUGUCAAGCUGACUAGACUCGAAAAUAACGAAAGUUGGGAUCACAAUGAAAUGAGAAGAUAAAUUUCAGCGUUGGCCUUUAGACUUUGCCAUCCUUAAGGAGUGAUGGAAGCCAAGCGAACAAGCUGCGGUGACAGAAGUCAAGUUCGUUGUUUCACUCUGGGUUUUUUGUUGUUGUGUGGUUAUUAUUCUCACUACAGAAAGACUGAGUUUCAUGUCCCUGGCUGUGUCAGAUGUGAAUUUUCAUGGGAAUAAUAAUCAACUUUGCAGCAAGCCAAAGCAAUGCCUUGCUUGGGUUCUUCAUGUUCUUACUACCCAGCAUUUUUUACCACCUAGAUGGACCUAAUUCUAUUUGCUCAAUGAACCUUAUCCCAAACUUGUUGUUUUCAUGGUGUCUAAAAGAAUGUGAUGUCAGCUUUUAGAAUGAAAUCAGUGUUAAGGUACCUCCAGUGAACCAAACAUGUGUCUUAAAUCUAAGCCACUGAAAACAGAAUGGAAAUUCCAAGGCAAAUACAAAUCAUACACAGCUUGUAACAACAUACAGCCUUUAUAUGUAAAAUAUGGAAUAAACUAGAGUUUCUGAAGACUGAAGCUAUCUGGAUAUCAAGUCUGAAGUAGGCAAAGCAUUUCCAUUUCUACAUGGGUUAUAAAAGUUUGUGUUGGACUCACUGGUCCCUAAUGCUUUUGUUCAUCACUUCCUCCAGUUAUCAGUGGAAUUACCCGGUGACCAUUCAUUUGGACCGAGAUCCUAGAACUCUCCUACUGAAUAAAAGUCUACAAUUGGCCCUAAAAUAGAAACUGAAAACAGGAUAUAGAAUUAUUUCACCAGACUACAGCAUGUGGAAACUUUCUUUAUCAUUUUUGAACACUUGUUAACAGAUUUGCACAUAAGAGGGAGAGGGAAAAAAAAUGGAGUAACAGUCAAAAUAAUAAGAAUCAGUAUCCAGGCCAAGCGCAGUGGUUCACGCCUGUAAUCCCAGCACUUUCGAAGGCCGAGGCGGAUGGAUCACCUGAGGUCAAGAGUUUGAGACCAGCCUGGCCAACAUGGAAUGACUCUGAGUUGGACUAGAUCUCUUCGUGCUUACCCAAGCUAUCUUACAUAUCAGCAUGACUGAGAAUUCAACAAGGAGAUAAAGAGGAACAAUGGGUCUCUGGUUUUACUGUAUAAAUCUAUCAGCCAGUUGAAUUCUUAGAUGUCUGUUUUAAAUAUGGGAGAGGCUGCAAAGAGACGGUAAGUUCACAGAUAGAGGUUGAAUAG